This is a messenger RNA of Olea europaea var. sylvestris, 1278 nucleotides long. Its product is annotated as protein TIC 56, chloroplastic. The coding region runs from base 40 to 1059 and encodes 339 amino acids. NCBI's taxonomy places the organism in Eukaryota, Viridiplantae, Streptophyta, Magnoliopsida, Lamiales, Oleaceae. The record is from RefSeq and is a predicted model, not a curated record. The transcript is spliced from 5 exons.
UAGGCGUUGCCAAAUGUGAUUGGGCUGGAUGGGAGGCCAAUGCCGAGGAAAUCAAUAAAGUCGAAAGGGGAGUCGGAUGAUAAGUUUUGGGAUUUUGCAAGGCAGUUCUUUUUCGGGCUUUGGGGUUUCCAGCAACGGCCAUACCCACCAGGGAGGCCUAUAGAUGUUGCUCAGGCUAUAGGGUACAAAAAACUUGAGAAGCGGUAUUAUGAUUUUAUCAUGAGGAGUGGUGGGUUUUACUAUAAGGAUCGGUUGGGUCGUACAAGAGGACCGAUGGAAUUAAUCCAGCUUAAAACUGCUUGGGGUGCUGGAAUUAUUGAUAAGCAUACGUUUAUAUGGGGUGAAGACAUGGAUGAAUGGGCACCUAUUGGUAUGAUAUAUGGUAUGGAGCGUGCAAUUGCUACGUGGGAAGUUAGAUUAGGUGCUGCUGCAACAGCUUUCCUUCAUAAACUACAGAAAGGUAUACCGCCUUGGGUUCCACUCAAGGGGUUCGAGGAUAUAACAUAUAAGCAGCUCCAAGAAGAAGCACGUGAGAGUAAAAGGCGUGAUUUAGCUGUGCUGGAAGCGAACAAUGGUGUUUGGCCUGGUGUAAGGACACCUAGUCAUGCCCUGUUUCUCUGGGCAGGUGGCUCGGAGCUGACGUCAAUUCUGGAAGAGGACCACAUGCCCAACAAAUACAUCCCAAAAGAUCUUAGGCUUGAAUUGGCUAAAAUUAUUCCUGGAUUAAGGCCAUGGGAGGUUUUAAGUGUCGAACAAGCCAUGGAUCAGAUCACCUAUGGUGGCGAGUGGUUCCGUGAACCUCUUGGUACAUUCACGACUGGCCCUCCAUAUAUCCGUGAGUGGAAUAAGGAUGUGAUGAGAUUGUUUCAAAUUUUCUACAGCCUGAGCGUUCAAGUGUACAACAAACUGGAGCGGACUAUUCCGGGUUUCAGCACAGUCAUGGAGAAGGUCCAAGCCGACUCUAUCGCAAGACAAAACAGACGAAAGGCAAAGAGGGCUGCACAGAUGAGGGCCGAGGAAGGAGCUGCAUUGUUUGGUCGAGUUGAAAGUGAUAAAUAACGCGCUCUUCUGCUUAUUUUCAUUUUCUCUUCGAUGACAUGGCAGUCGAUUUAUCGUUGUCAGCAGUUCGUGUUGCGUUUAUCAUGUGGUCGAGCAUUUUGGAUUUUAGGACCUACACAAUUUUGAGCUUGUAACUUGACAUAAAAUCAUAAUGUUAGGCUUAUUUUCUGUGGGCUGAAUAUGCGACUUUUUUAUUUUACAGUUUAGUAUUUUCUACAA